Molecule: messenger RNA, 3236 nt
Organism: Boleophthalmus pectinirostris (great blue-spotted mudskipper)
Lineage: Eukaryota; Metazoa; Chordata; Actinopteri; Gobiiformes; Gobiidae
Product: protein SET-like
Exons: 8
Coding region: 204-1025 (273 amino acids)
Biological process (GO): nucleosome assembly
Cellular component (GO): chromatin; nucleus
Molecular function (GO): chromatin binding; histone binding
Source: RefSeq, a predicted model, not a curated record
UUUGAGAGGCGGAGCUCGCUGGAGCCCAAAGCGUCCGACCGGGACUCGCUCGCUCCUCGGCGGUACAUUGUGUGUGGACGGAGCGGUAGCGCGCUGUUGUCUCUGGGCUCCUUCUUGCAACUUUGCGCCGUAUUUCUCCCGAUCCUCCCCGAUCCUCCAGCGCUUUGACCCCCUGCUCAGAGAUCUGCGAGCCUGCGGAAAACAUGUCGGCCUCGGCGGCGAAAGCGAGUAAAAAAGAGGCGAACUCCAACCACGACGGCGCGGGAGACGAGACCUCCGAAAAAGAGCAACAAGAGGCCAUUGAACACAUUGAUGAAGUUCAGAAUGAAAUUGACAGGUUGAUUGAAAGUGCCAGUGAGGAGAUCCUUAAAGUAGAACAGAAAUACAACAAACUCCGUCAGCCGUUCUUUCAGAAGAGGUCAGAACUGAUCGGCAAAAUCCCAAACUUCUGGGUCACCACAUUCGUCAAUCAUCCACAAGUAUCCGCUCUUCUCGGCGAGGAGGACGAGGAGGCGCUGCAUUACCUGAGCCGGGUCGAGGUCACAGAGUUUGAGGACAUCAAGUCGGGCUACAGAAUAGAAUUUUAUUUUGACGAAAAUCCAUACUUCGAAAACAAAGUCCUUUCCAAAGAGUUUCAUCUGAACGAGAGCGGAGACCCCUCUUCAAAAUCCACAGAAAUCAAAUGGAGAUCAGGGAAGGACUUGACCAAGCGCGUCAGUCAGUCACAGAACAAAGGCGGGAGGAAGAGGCAACACGAGGAGCCUGAGAGCUUCUUCACCUGGUUCACCGACCACGCCGACGCCGGAGCGGACGAGCUCGGCGAGGUCAUCAAGGACGACAUCUGGCCCAACCCCCUGCAGUACUACCUGGUCCCGGAUAUGGACGACGAGGAGGGAGAGGGGGAGGAGGAAGAUGAGGACGAAGAGGGUCUGGAAGACAUCGACGAAGAAGGAGACGAGGACGGAGAGGAGGAUGACGAGGAUGAAGGAGAGGACGGAGAGGAGGACGAAGGAGAGGACGACUAAACCCCAACAGAACCUCAAUGUGUAUUUCUUGUUUGGUUUUUCCACUCAUUGUCGGGAGCAAAUAUUUUAAUUUUAUUUUGUUCAUUGUUCAUUUUUCUUUCUUUUUUUUUUUUACUUUUUUUUUCUUCUUUUUUUACCCGUUUCGUGCGCUUCGUUCUACAUUGAGAAGCUUUCACCACCUUCGCCUGUAGUUGGUGCCAUGUUUAUUUUUCAUCUUUAUAUAAAAAGGUCAUUGGCACUUUGCCCUGAAUUGUGAGACCAUCUACCUAAAAUAAAUGAAGUAAAAAGUAAAAAAAAAAUUGAUAAAGGAAAAAAAAAAAUACAAAAACAGCACGACAUCUUGAACUUUGGAAAGACAAACAGAACCUUGUCUGUGAGAGUAAUAGGCUUUUACAGUAGCCCAGUAUUUUGUAGAAGUAACAGGAGCAGUGACGUUCUGACGGAACAAUUAACAGAAGCCUCGAGAGUCUAGAAACUUCCAAAACUCCGACCAAUGCAACUCUGAUCCAUAUCAAGGACUGAACUAGGUCCAAGCCAGGACUAAAGUGGUUGUGAAACGUAUUCGGACCGGGACUAAACUAGGACUAAACUGGGAGUGAACCAGGACCAAACUGGGUCCAAACCAGGAAUGAACUAAGGCUAAACUGGGGCUGAACUAGGACUGAACCAGGACUUUAACCAGGACAUUAACCGGGACUAAACCAGGAAUAAAUCGGGUCUGAACCAGGGCUAAAUUGGGUCCAAACCAGGACUGAACUGGGUCCGAACCAGGACUUAAACUGGGACUAAACCUAGUCUGAACCGGGACUUGAACCACGACUGAACGAAAACUAAACUGGGUCUGAACCAGGACUGAAGCCCUUUCAGUGGAAGUGUGUUCCUUUUCAUUAAGAGCCAGGACUAAAACGGGUCUAAACCAGGUCUGAACUCCUCAUAAAAAACUGGCCUAAACUGGGUUUGAACCAGGUCUAAAGCAGGUAUUCAUCAGAUUUAAACUAGAUCUAUACCAGGUUUAUAGAAGGUGUGAACCAGGACUAAAACGGGUCUACUCUAGGCUCAAUUCAUUUAGUGUAAUUUAUUUUAGCAUCUGAUGCUUUUCAUUUUUGUCAUGUACCAAGUUACCUCAUUAUAGAAAUAGCAGUAAUCGCAGUAGCAAUAGUAGAAUGACUUUGCACUCAAGCUCCUUCAAAAACAUGGGAACCGUCUCGAUCUGGACUUGACGUGGCGUUGGCUUGUGUUCAUUGCUCCUGUCUGUUCCACCUAACGGGCGGCGCAUCGACCAAAACCGACCAUCAGAACCGAGAAAACACAAAAUACUGGGCUAACCUUUUUAAAAUGGGACUGAAUGAAAAAUGAGCCAUGUUACCACCAAGCACUGUUUAGUUCACUUUAAAUUUCACUCUAAAUUACCUCUCAGAUCAGUUCUUUCACAGAAUUAUCCAUGUACUUUCUUAUUUGCAGCAAUCUGGAUUUUAUUUCUACACCUCACUGGUUACCUCAGUGUCAUUUCGAUGCGUAAACUUGCUACGAAGCUUCCCCACAUUUGCCAAUUUUCAUAAACAUUUUAAAAACUAAGGUGAAUUAGUUAACGAAAACAGAAAUCACUGUAAAUACUGUGAACACACUUAUGUUGGAAGGAAGCAACUAGACACCUCAACUUUGUGCUAUUGGGCAUGGACUGUUUCACACCGUUUUCCAUUUUCGAGGAAUUAUUUUAAAAAUGUAGAAAAAAAACUCAAAUCUCACGGCACAAUAUUCUAAUCUGUAUUAACAUCUAUAUAAUGUUAAUUUGAGUCAGAAAUGGCUGUUUGGUGGUAACAUUGCUUAUAAAUAUAUAUAUUACUGUAAUUUUUUGCCCAUUCGUUCCCGUUUUAAAAUCCCUAUUAUGCGUCGACUCAAGCCAUGGUGUUGUAAACUUUUAGCACUAGCAGCAGACCUCAAUAUUCACUUCAUCCCUGUUUCUUUUUAGGGGCAUUGAUCCCGGAAGAGCUGUUUUUUCCCCUUUUUGUGGCUAUAGCAAAACGACAGAUGCUCAUUCCUUUUUGACGUGACGUUCAGGUUCAGGGCGGGGGACAGUUGUUAUAUGGGGGAAAAGACUGGUUAUUUUGACAUCAUUUCUAUUGGACUUUUUUUUUUUUUUCAUUGUAUUGUUUUACAGAUAUCCAUGAGAUUUGAAAUGACAUUUUUAAUAAACAAAAUGGAAAAAAUAAA